AUGGAGGAUCAAAAGCAGACGAGAUUCACGUUUGAGAUAGAUAACUUCUCCGAGAAGGAAGCUUCGAUAUCAUCUCAAAAAUUCUCAAGCGGCGGCUGUGAAUGGUUUGUUAGGGUUCAUCCCAAAGGAGAUAUGUUUGAUGACCACUUGGCUCUGUACCUCUUAGUUGCGAAUCCUCAAUCAUUGAGACUUGGAUGGAAAAGACGAGCUAGUUAUUCCUUCUUUCUGGUGAACCAAUUAGGCAAAGACCUCAUCAAAAUAAAUGAUACGACUUGCCGAUUGUUCUGCGCUCAAAUGUCAGGAUGGGGUAGGUCCAAGGCCGUACCUCUUAAAAAGCUUCAAGAAAAAGGGUUUCUAGAGAAGAACAAACUGAUAGUUAAAGUGGAAGUCAAAGUAGUUGAAGUAGUUGAUCAAGGAGAUGUCACUGGGAAGGAGACAUUUGAUUAUGGUGGUUUCCAAGUCCUUUAUUCUCAGGCUACUUCACUGAGUAAGCUUUUUGCAAAUCACCCGAACGUUGCAGUAAAUGUCAGACAAAAGAACCAACGAGUGAAGACAACAUACAUGAAUAUCCUCCUUGAUCUUAUCGAGACUCUGGACAAGCCUCCACAUAGCAUCUCCGAGACUGAGCUAAGCAACACUCGCAGCGAGUUGAUCGAUCUAACAGAAGCAGGAUUCAAGCUAGACUUUUUGAAGACAAAGCUUGAAGAAGUUUCCUUGGAGAGGAAGAAAACGAAUGCUGCUGAUGAUGAUGGGUCUCGAGUCCAAGAACUUGAGAAGCAAAUCAAGAACCUCAAAGCUGAACUGAACGAGGAGAAGGUCAAAAGUGUUUCUUCUGAUGCUAAAGUUCUGUUGUUUGAGCAGACGGUGUCGGAUCUUAAAGAUGUGGUGACGGGUCUCAAAGAUGAGAUGUCGGAUCUUAAAGAUGUUGUGAAGGAUCUCAAAGAUGAGCUGAACAAGAAUGAAGCCAAAUCUGAUACUUCAGCUGCUAAUGGUUUUUCGUUGUUGAAGCAGACGGUGUCGGAUCUCAAAGAUGAAAUGUUGGAGCUUAAUGGUGGUGUGUCGAAUGAAAUGUCUGAUGUCAAAGAUGACCUGUCGGAGCUUAAAGAUGGGGUGUUGGUGCUUAAAGAUGGGUUGUUGAAUCUCAUACGUAAGCUGAACAAGGAGAAGGACAAGUCUGAUACUUGUGCUGCUAAAGUUUUGUCGUUGGAACAGACGGUUUUGGAUCUUAAAGAUGAGCUGAAAAAGAAUGAGUCAUAUCUCAAAGAUGAGUUGAACAAGAAUGAGGCCAGAUCUGAUACUUGUGAUGCUAAGGUUUUGUCGUUGGAACAGAUGGUGUUGAAUCUCAGAGCUGAUCUGAACAAGGACAAGGGUGUUGUUUGCCCUUGGGAAGUAUUGGAUUAUGAAAAGUAG
Messenger RNA from Microthlaspi erraticum, 1410 nucleotides. The record is from the annotation of a GenBank genome assembly. Lineage: Eukaryota; Viridiplantae; Streptophyta; Magnoliopsida; Brassicales; Brassicaceae.